This is a messenger RNA of Haliotis rufescens (red abalone), 1041 nucleotides long. Its product is annotated as lymphotoxin-alpha-like. The transcript is spliced from 3 exons. Gene Ontology annotation, molecular function: tumor necrosis factor receptor binding. The record is from RefSeq and is a predicted model, not a curated record. NCBI's taxonomy places the organism in Eukaryota, Metazoa, Mollusca, Gastropoda, Lepetellida, Haliotidae. Gene Ontology annotation, cellular component: membrane. Bases 65 to 967 code for a protein of 300 amino acids. Gene Ontology annotation, biological process: immune response.
ACCAGGAAGUCCUGUUAACGAGGUCACUUAAUCUGAACCAUCAGUGGUCUAUUUACCUCAAUGUAUGUGUAGUUUGCGAUAUCAUUAUAUCACCCGCAGUCCUAUCAUUAGCAUGGAGCACACGCGCUGUCCGAACCGUGGACACCGAGCUGUCACAACAAUAUGUAUACUGACUUUAGUCAUGUCAGCAGCAUUGAACAUACCCCUGAUUGUUCUGCUUGUGCUGAAUAAAGUCUCUCGCGGUCACAGCAACACUGCAGUCACAGAAGAAACAAAACACAUUGGGCAAGGAUCAUUGUGUGUUCUCUGUGAAAGGGAUAGGAGAGAGGAGCGUUCCUUGCCACCGUCCAAGGAUGUAGAUGUGGUACAUCUUCAGGGACGUCGGAUGUGCUGUCUGAGACAUGCUGGCGGCUUAACACAUCUUGUUCAGCUUAUGUCAGGCUACUACUUUGAGCAUAGAGGAUCCAAAACUGACUCGGGCAGGACACGACACUCUCACCAAAACGAUGUCCAGCCUUACACUAGGCCCUCUGCCCACCUGUUCCUCGAUCAGGGCGCAUUCAAAGGAACCCAUCUUGUCUGGAGCACAAGGCCUGGUUUUGGAACUGCGCAUGUAACUGGUGUCAUAGUUAUGGAAAAUAACUCAAUAUUCGUACAAAAAGAUGGUUUAUAUUUCGUAUAUUCCUCUCUGACGUUUACAGUACGUGAUGGUGACAUCACAAAUGGAUACGUGACAUAUUCGUUAUUACGCCACAAUGCACGUUAUUCCCCUGUGUCUGAUAUUUUACUGAUAACAAAUGUUACUCUUCCUCACAGAGAGAGACUUUUCACUGCAGCUACCUUAGAGGAAAACUUUUCCUUGCGGCAAGGAGAUGUGCUAUCCGUCCACCUAUCUAACUAUUCAUAUGUUUAUCGGUUUUCUUCAUCAAAUUAUUUUGGUGUUCGUCAGCUUAGCACGAAACUUUAAUACACAGCUUUGUAUAUAUCCAACGUACAGGAAUUAUGUCCGAAAAAAUGAGAAAUAAAUAAUAUUGAAAAACA